GUCUCUCUCUCUGUCAAAAAAAUAAAUAAAAUCUAAAAAAAAAAAAAAAGAAGAAGAGGAGAGGCUGUUGACAUUAGGUCCAUACUUUGCAGGGCCUCGUAUGUCAUUCUAAGGAGCUUAAAUGUCAUCUUACAGAAGAUGGGGAGGUGUGAAGGGCAUAGCACAUUUGAAUCUUAGACGGGUAACUUUGGCGGACUGUGGGAAAAGAGCUGGCCUGAGAGGGUGUAGGGCCCCUUGUAGAGGCCUCUGAAAUAAUAAUCGAAGUGAAAAAAUGCUGAAGGCUUGAAACAAAGCGUGGCCAUAAGAAACAGAAAGGAGGGGAGGAAUUUGAGAUGUUCAGGAGCUUCUAGCUUUUGUGUCUGUGUGCGGGCAUAGACGAGACUGGCUUUGUGGCUGGAACUUGGGUAUUCACCUUUGUGUCCUCAGCGUCCACUCAGUGACGGGUAGGAUCACUUGGUGAAGGUUGGCUCAAUGAAUUCGGAAAUGAAAUACUAGGGGGAGGGGUAUGGAGGAGAUGAGAAGAAAGGAAUAUGCCUAGGAGAGUGCUGAGAAAGAAAGGGAAAUGCAGGAAGUCCGUGAGUAAGAAUGGCCAUUCUCUGCCUCUUCCAUUGGUCCCCAAUUCCUCGCCCUCCGGAGACUCUGGGACCUACGAACAACCAGCAUCGGUUUUCCCGCCACUCGCAGGGGGCUCCGCCUCCCUAGCGCUCAUUGGCUAAAAGCCAUCAACAUUGGGCCACGUCCCUUCCGCGACUCUGGCUGCGUUUCCCCGCCCCCUCCUCCUCCAGCACUUAGAGCACCGCCCCUACCGGCUAGGCCACGCCCACGCCGGAGUCCUCCCAGGAGGCGGGCUUCGUUGGCCCCGCUCCUCCCGAGGCGGCUCCCGCCAGGGGGCGCCGCGCAACCCGCCGGCCUCCCGCCCGCGAGUCUGGCGCACACACCCCCUCCACCCCCCUCGCCGGCAGCUCCGAGCCCGCCGGGCUGCGUGCGCCGGCUCCUACUCCGGGAGGGGUCGGGGUCCCAGAUGGCCGCGGCAGGGUGUACGACGCCAAGCCUGUAAGCCAACGGGCGUCAUGGAGGCAGAGCAGCGGCCGACGACAGGGGCCGACGAACGGGCGACCCCUGGGCUGGAGGCAGCGCCUCCUGCUGCCCCGCCGCCUGCGACCGCGGCCUCGGGACCGCUCCCCGGGCCCGCUUCGGGGCCCGAGCCCAAGCGGAGGCAGCUCGGGACGCUGCUCCAGCCCACGGUCAACAAGUUCUCCCUUCGCGUGUUCGGCAGCCACAAAGCAGUGGAAAUCGAGCAGGAGAGGGUCAAGUCAGCGGGGGCCUGGAUCAUCCACCCCUACAGCGACUUCCGGUUUUACUGGGACCUGAUCAUGCUCCUGUUGAUGGUGGGGAACCUCAUUGUGCUGCCCGUGGGCAUCACCUUCUUCAAGGAGGAGAACUCCCCGCCGUGGAUCGUCUUCAACGUCCUCUCGGACACUUUCUUCCUGCUGGAUCUGGUGCUCAACUUCCGCACCGGCAUCGUGGUGGAGGAGGGCGCCGAAAUCCUGCUGGCACCGCGUGCCAUCCGGUCACGCUACCUGCGCACCUGGUUCCUGGUCGACCUCAUCUCCUCCAUCCCGGUGGAUUACAUCUUCCUGGUGGUGGAGCUGGAGCCGCGGCUGGACGCUGAGGUCUACAAAACAGCCCGGGCGCUGCGCAUCGUGCGCUUCACCAAGAUCCUCAGCCUGCUGCGGCUGCUCCGCCUCUCCCGCCUCAUCCGCUACAUACACCAGUGGGAGGAGAUCUUUCACAUGACCUACGACCUGGCCAGCGCCGUGGUCCGUAUCUGCAACCUCAUCGGGAUGAUGCUGCUGCUGUGCCACUGGGACGGCUGCCUGCAGUUCCUGGUGCCCAUGCUGCAGGACUUCCCUCCUGACUGCUGGGUCUCCAUCAACCACAUGGUGAACCACUCGUGGGGGCGCCAGUAUUCCCAUGCCCUGUUCAAGGCCAUGAGCCACAUGCUGUGCAUCGGCUACGGGCAGCAGGCCCCUGUCGGCAUGCCCGACGUCUGGCUCACCAUGCUCAGCAUGAUCGUGGGCGCCACCUGCUACGCCAUGUUCAUCGGCCACGCCACGGCGCUCAUCCAGUCCCUGGACUCCUCCCGACGUCAGUACCAGGAGAAGUACAAGCAGGUGGAGCAGUACAUGUCCUUCCACAAGCUGCCGGCUGACACCCGGCAGCGCAUCCACGACUACUACGAGCACCGCUACCAGGGGAAGAUGUUCGAUGAGGACAGCAUCCUGGGCGAGCUGAGCGAGCCACUUCGGGAGGAGAUCAUUAACUUCACCUGCCGGGGCCUGGUGGCCCACAUGCCGCUGUUUGCCCACGCCGACCCCAGCUUCGUCACAGCCGUGCUGACCAAGCUACGCUUUGAGGUCUUCCAGCCGGGGGACCUGGUGGUGCGCGAGGGCUCCGUGGGCAGGAAGAUGUACUUCAUCCAGCACGGGCUGCUCAGUGUGCUGGCACGUGGCGCCCGGGACACCCGCCUCACUGACGGAUCCUACUUUGGGGAGAUUUGUCUGCUGACGCGGGGCCGGCGCACAGCCAGCGUGCGGGCUGACACCUACUGCCGCCUCUACUCGCUCAGUGUGGACCAUUUCAAUGCCGUGCUGGAGGAGUUCCCCAUGAUGCGCCGGGCCUUUGAGACCGUGGCCAUGGAUCGGCUGCAACGCAUCGCCUUCCCCUUGGACUCUCUUUGUAUCCGCAUUCUCUCCCCACUGGGACCAUUUCUAGGCAAGAAGAAUUCUGUACUGCAGCGGAAACGCUCCGAGCCAAGUCCGGGCAGCAGUGGGGGCACCAUGGAGCAGCACUUGGUGCAGCAUGACAGGGACAUGGCCCGGGGUGUUCGGGGCCCAGCCCCAGGCACAGGCGCUCGGCUCAGCGGAAAGCCGGUGCUGUGGGAGCCACUGGUGCGAGCGCCUCUGCAGGCGGCUGCUGUGACGUCCAGUGUGGCCAUGGCCCUGACUCACCAGCGGGGCCCGCUGCCCCUCUCCCCUGACUCUCCAGCCACCCUCCUGGCUCGCUCUGCGCGACGCUCAGCAGGCCCCCCAGCCUCCCCGCUAGAGCCUGUCCGAGCUGGCCCUCUGCUGGCCCGCGGUCCAUGGGCAUCUACCUCCCGCCUGCCCGUCCCGCCUGUCCGAACCCUCCAUGCCAGCCUGUCCCGGGCUGGGCGCUCCCAGGUGUCCUUGCUGGGUCCCCCCCCAGGAGGAGGUGGACGGCGACUAGGACUUCGGGGCCGCCCACUCUCAGCCUCCCAACCCUCUCUGCCUCAACGGGCCGCCGGAGAUGGCUCUCCCGGGCGUAAGGGCUCAGGAAGUGAACGCCUGUCCUCCUCAGGGCUCUUGGCCAAGCUUCCAGGGACAGCCCAGCCCCCCAGGCCCUCAGUGCCCGAGCCAGCUGCCCCUCGGGGCCCCCAGCUCUCUGCCAACAUGUGAAACCCUUGGGUAAGCUCUUGGAUGCAGCAGUGUGUGCCCGAGGGCAGACACCUCUUGGGGAGGCCAAGGAGACCUGAAACAUGGCCCUGUGGGAAUAUCUCCCUUUACUACCAAGGGGACAGUCUCUGUCCUCAGCUCAGGCACCCUGCAGCCUGUCUGACAUCCUCCUAAUCCAUUCACCCAUCCUCCAAAUGUCUGAGCGCCUACCAUGUUCAAGACACUGUGCCAGGCGCUGUAUGUCUUCACUGCCAAGUAGAAGUGACUCCAAGGCCUCCGAGGGGGGCGUUCCCCUGGCAUGAUCCUGCCAGGCGCAGGCGCAGGCGCAGGCCCCCACCUCACCAAGCACAAGUCCUUGCCACUGCCAUCGCUGCCAAGCAACUAGAUGUCUGUUUCCCGGCCCGUGACCCUGCCAGGUGCUGCCUGCUGCGUUCGUCCUUUGUCUCCCUAGCACAGCGGGCACUGCCGAUCCCCUGUGCCUCCGCUGCCAUCAACAGAUGUCUUGGCUCCCCAGUGUGGGCCCGCCCUUCUGCCCCACCAGCAGGAACACGUCUCCUGUCAAGUCCCCUGCACUCUCUGUCCCCAUGCUAGAACUGUCUUUUUGUAGACUGGGGCCACCUCCUCCCCCUGCCCCUGCCCUGCUGGUGAUGGAUGGUUGACACCUUGACGCUGAAGGAUGGUUGGCACCUCCUUAUUUAAUGUGCCAGCCUGGAUCCCCCCAAGUGGGGGCAAGUGGCUGAUCCUUAGAUGGCACUCUUUCUUUCCUCCCUUCCUCCCUCCCUUGUUUAUUCUUAUUA
Molecule: messenger RNA, 4270 nt
Organism: Ailuropoda melanoleuca (giant panda)
Lineage: Eukaryota; Metazoa; Chordata; Mammalia; Carnivora; Ursidae
Gene: HCN3
Product: hyperpolarization activated cyclic nucleotide gated potassium channel 3
Exons: 8
Coding region: 1071-3476 (801 amino acids)
Biological process (GO): potassium ion transmembrane transport; sodium ion transmembrane transport; regulation of membrane depolarization
Cellular component (GO): membrane; dendrite; axon
Molecular function (GO): voltage-gated potassium channel activity
Source: RefSeq, a predicted model, not a curated record